Diospyros lotus (date-plum) is the source of this 782-nucleotide messenger RNA. RefSeq names its product heavy metal-associated isoprenylated plant protein 12-like. The transcript is spliced from 3 exons. Bases 128 to 487 code for a protein of 119 amino acids. Gene Ontology annotation, molecular function: metal ion binding. NCBI's taxonomy places the organism in Eukaryota, Viridiplantae, Streptophyta, Magnoliopsida, Ericales, Ebenaceae. The record is from RefSeq and is a predicted model, not a curated record.
AUUGAGCUCAUUGCCCACUUCCAUUUCUGCAACCUCAUCUCUCUUCUAUCUGCUUCUUCUUCUUAGCGUUUGAUCUGCAAAUUUCCCGGCAAAUCUCUGCUCAACAGAUCACUCCUUUCCCCAGAAAAUGAAGAAGAUGGUGGUGCAACUGGAGACUAGCAACGAGAAAAUCCAGAAGAAAGCCAUGACGAAAGUGUCCGGCCUUCCAGGACUUGAAGAAAUUGAUCUGAACGUUAAGGAAGGCAAAUUGACAGUGAAAGGGGUUGUAGAUCCAGUCGAAGUGAUGGACAAGCUGAAGAAGAUAUGCCAUGCACAUAUCGUAUCCCUUGGGCCGGAAAAAGAAGAGAAGAAGAAGGAGGAGGAUCCAAAAAAGAAAGUAGAUCCGAAUGAGGAUGACUACGUGGCUUCGUUCAUUAAGACUUACGGGUACCACCCAGCAACUUUCUAUUACCCGCCGCCUCCAGCGUAUGGUGGCAGCUGGUACUAGAUAGUAGAUACCUAGUACUGACCCGUAGUGAAGGAUCCGAUCGAAUGGGCUGUGUUAUUUGCUGAAUUCCAAGGUUGAGUUCUUCUCUUCCCAUGAAGCACCCCGCUGCGUGGGAUAAUAAAAAAGAAAGAGGAAAGUUCUUCCCAUGAAGGGCUUUAUUACGUUCAGUGGGUGGUGGUGUUUUGUUUCCAGUUAAUUAUUAUGUUCGUUUAAUCACUUGUUCUUGUCAACUACUAUAUAUAUCUUCAAUGCAUUGUGUUUGAAUCUACUUCAAAACUUACUUCAAUCUGGGCAU